AUGGCGCCGUUGCGGCGUCGGCUCGACGAUGAGGUCGUGAAUGCCGUGCUGUCCGGUGGGAUCGCCGGCGCGGUGACAGCCGCGGUGAUGUGCCCCUUAGACGUGCUGAAGACCCGACAGCAGGUGCCUGACGGGCUGCAGUACAAGGGAUUGGCAGCUGGAUUGUUGCGGAUUCUGAGGAAUGAGGGUGUGCGUGGAUUGUACAAGGGGCUGACGCCCACCCUUGUCGCCCUCAUUCCGAGUUGGGCGGUGUAUUUUACUGUUUACGAGAGGUUGAAGUCUUUGUUGUCAGCUCAUUCCAGAGGCCCAAGCCCGGGCGUGCACAUGGCCUCCGCCGCGGGCGCGGGCGCCGCCACGGUGGUCGCCACCAACCCCCUGUGGGUCGUCAAGACCCGGCUGGUCACCCAGGACAUGGCCGCCAGCCACCGGUGGCUGCCCAAGGCCAGGUACCGCGGCAUGCUGGACGCCCUCCUCCGCAUCCGCCGCGAGGAGGGCAGUGCCGCGCUGUACAGCGGCCUGGCGCCCUCCAUCUUCGGCAUCCUCCACGUGGUCGUCCAGUUCCCCAUCUACGAGCACAUCAAGGCGACCCUGGCCAGGCGGGACGGCGGCGGGGUAGGAAACCUCCACCCCCUGCAGCUGCUGGCCGCCGCAUCGCUGUCCAAGAUGAUCGCCUCCACCGCGACCUACCCGCACGAGGUGAUCCGGACGCAGAUGCACGUCAAGGGGCUGGGGCCGGUGCAGGGCUUGCUUCGGGAGACGCGCGCCAUACUGGUGUCCGACGGGAUUAGGGGCCUGUACAGGGGGUGCGGGGUGAACCUGGUGCGGACGGUGCCGGCAGCGGCGCUGACGUUCACGUGCUACGAGCUCAUGUCGAGGGCGCUGCGCGCCGCCGGCGGUGGGAGGGGGCCGGGGGGCGGGGACGACCCCUGA
Ostreobium quekettii is the source of this 930-nucleotide messenger RNA. Lineage: Eukaryota; Viridiplantae; Chlorophyta; Ulvophyceae; Bryopsidales; Ostreobiaceae. The record is from the annotation of a GenBank genome assembly.